AGAUUCAGUCUUGAUAGGCGCCUGACUUCACUGUGUAAUAACCUGCUACAGCUGCUUUGUUUGGAAAUUGGUUUCCAGUGUCCGGCUGAGAAGACAACUCAAACGCCUUCGGUUUGAGAAAACCAGCUGCCAACAUGCAUGUCAUUAAACGAGAUGGACGCCAGGAGGUAGUGUUGUUUGACAAAAUCACAUCUCGCAUCCAGAAGCUUUGCUAUGGACUCAAUGCUGACUUUGUGGAUCCUGCCCAGAUCACGAUGAAGGUGAUCCAGGGUCUGUACAGUGGAGUCACCACAGUGGAGUUGGACACCCUGGCAGCAGAGACAGCUGCCACCCUCACCACUAAACAUCCCGACUAUGCAAUCCUGGCUGCACGCAUCGCUGUGUCUAACCUGCACAAAGAGACUAAGAAGGUAUUCAGCGAUGUGAUGGAAGACGUUUACCACUACGUCAACCCUUUGAAUAAACGUCACUCUCCCAUGAUCUCCAAGGAGACGCUGGACAUUAUCCUCGAAAACAAGGCUCGCCUCAACUCAGCCAUCAUUUAUGACAGAGAUUUCUCCUACAACUUUUUUGGAUUUAAGACCCUGGAGCGAUCAUAUUUGUUGAAGAUUAAUGGCAAAGUUGCUGAGAGACCCCAGCACAUGCUAAUGAGAGUGGCUGUGGGGAUUCAUAAAGGAGACAUUGAUGCAGCCAUUGAGACUUACAACUUGCUGUCAGAGAAGUGGUUCACCCAUGCCUCCCCCACACUGUUUAACGCUGGCACCAACAGGCCUCAGCUGUCCAGUUGUUUCUUGCUCACCAUGAAGGAUGACAGCAUCGAAGGCAUUUACGAAACACUGAAGCAAUGCGCCCUCAUCUCUAAAUCAGCUGGAGGUAUUGGAUUAGCAGUUAGCUGCAUCAGAGCAACAGGCAGCUAUAUUGCUGGGACUAAUGGCGUUUCAAAUGGGAUGGUUCCUAUGCUUCGAGUGUACAACAACACGGCACGUUAUGUUGACCAGGGUGGCAACAAGAGACCCGGAGCCUUUGCUGUGUACCUGGAGCCGUGGCAUUCUGACGUGUUUGACUUUUUGGAGUUGAAGAAAAACACGGGUAAAGAAGAGCAGAGGGCCAGAGAUCUGUUCUUUGCCUUGUGGAUCCCGGACCUCUUCAUGAAACGAGUGGAAAGCAAUCAGGACUGGUCUCUGAUGUGUCCCGGUGAAUGUCCUGGGCUGGAGGAGUGUUGGGGAGAGGAGUUUGAGGAGCUCUACACUCGAUAUGAGAAGGAGGGCAGGGCUAAACGUGUGGUGAAGGCUCAGCAGCUGUGGCACGCAGUCAUCGAGUCACAGACGGAAACUGGUACGCCUUACAUGCUCUACAAGGACGCCUGCAACAGGAAGAGCAACCAGCAAAAUUUGGGCACUAUAAAAUCUAGCAAUCUGUGCACUGAGAUCGUGGAGUACACAAGCAAGGAUGAGGUUGCGGUGUGUAACCUGGCAUCCCUUGCUCUCAACAUGUACGUCACUCCAGAAAAGACCUUUGACUUCAAAAAGCUUGCGUCUGUUACCAAGGUCAUUGUCAAGAACCUGAACAAGAUUAUUGACAUCAACUACUACCCGGUGCCUGAGGCUGAAAGGUCUAAUAAGCGUCACAGGCCAAUUGGAAUCGGUGUGCAGGGUCUGGCUGAUGCCUUUAUCCUCAUGCGGUAUCCAUUUGAAAGCCCAGAAGCUCAGUUACUCAACAUUCACAUCUUUGAGACCAUCUACUAUGCUGCCCUGGAGGCCAGUUGUGAACUGGCAGCAGAGCUCGGCUCCUACGAAACAUACGCUGGCUCUCCCGUCAGCAAAGGAAUCCUUCAGUAUGACAUGUGGGGGAAAACCCCAACAGAUUUGUGGGACUGGAAAGCACUGAAGGAGAAAAUUGCUAAGCAUGGUGUGAGGAACAGUCUGCUUUUGGCUCCUAUGCCCACAGCCUCUACUGCCCAGAUUCUGGGCAACAACGAGUCCAUUGAAGCAUACACUAGCAACAUCUACACCCGCAGGGUGCUCUCAGGAGAGUUUCAGAUAGUGAAUCCUCAUCUGCUGAAGGACCUCACAGAAAGAGGACUGUGGAGUGAGGAAAUGAAGAACCAGCUGAUUGCUCAGAACGGAUCCAUCCAGGAAAUUGAGGAGAUUCCUGACGACGUGAAGCAGCUGUAUAAAACUGUGUGGGAGAUUUCUCAGAGGACCGUCCUCCAGAUGGCAGCAGAUCGUGGCGCCUACAUCGACCAGAGCCAGUCUCUCAACAUUCAUAUAGCUGAGCCAAACUAUGGCAAACUGACCAGCAUGCACUUCUAUGGUUGGAAAUUGGGCUUGAAAACUGGCAUGUACUACCUGCGGACGAAGCCAGCUGCCAACCCCAUUCAGUUCACUCUGAACAAGGAGAAACUAAAGGAGGCCCAGUCAGACAGAAGUGUGGAAGAGGAGACCAAAGAACGCAACACUGCUGCCAUGGUGUGCUCCUUAGCAAACAAAGACGAAUGUCUGAUGUGUGGAUCCUAAGUGAAGUGGGCUGCCCUCAGACACACAAUCCUCCUCCAUCACCACCUUCCCCAAUGAAAAUGUACUUUCACAAACAACCAGUGCUUCUUUUUUGUGUGUUCCUAUAUGAUCUUGUGACGAGUGUUUACAUAUUCCUCUAAAAGCACAAAUCUUUACAGGUAUUAUUUAAUUUGUACUGGAUUUUUAUCAUGAGGUGUGUGUUGUAUGCAUGUUUUGUAUAGCAAUGAUAGGGUUUAAUGAAUUGGUUUUUGCUCUUUGUUUUAUUUUAUACAGUUUUGUAACAUGUAGCUGAAAUAACUGAAUGGUUUGUAUUUUUUCAAUAUAUGAAAUUAAACGUAAUGUAGAGGUCUUUCAUCAAGUCUCACUGUUUAAUAGAUUGUCAAGAAUAUGUCAAUCUUGUGUUUGAGAAUAUACAAUAAAAAGUGUUUUUAACAUGG
This is a messenger RNA of Mugil cephalus (flathead mullet), 2953 nucleotides long. RefSeq names its product ribonucleoside-diphosphate reductase large subunit-like. The record is from RefSeq and is a predicted model, not a curated record. Gene Ontology annotation, biological process: DNA replication; deoxyribonucleotide biosynthetic process. Gene Ontology annotation, cellular component: ribonucleoside-diphosphate reductase complex. The coding region runs from base 135 to 2516 and encodes 793 amino acids. The transcript is spliced from 19 exons. NCBI's taxonomy places the organism in Eukaryota, Metazoa, Chordata, Actinopteri, Mugiliformes, Mugilidae. Gene Ontology annotation, molecular function: ribonucleoside-diphosphate reductase activity, thioredoxin disulfide as acceptor; ATP binding.